Molecule: messenger RNA, 874 nt
Organism: Arachis ipaensis
Lineage: Eukaryota; Viridiplantae; Streptophyta; Magnoliopsida; Fabales; Fabaceae
Source: RefSeq, a predicted model, not a curated record
AUUUUAAUUUAGUUAUCUUAUUUUUAAAAGAUUUGAAUUAAAUUAUUUUAUCUUAUCUUUUAGUUAGUUUAUUAAGGUUCUAUUUAAACACUUUUGGUGAUCUAAUUUACAUAAUUUUCAUUCUUCUGAUUUAGAUUGUAUUAAACUCCCUAAUUCCUCAAUAACUUCUUAUAAUAGGUUUCCAUGGAAUUCUCCUCUUCUUCUUUGCAAAUCACUCCCAUUGAAGAAGAAUUUUAUUUGGGUGAUUGCUUCUCCAUCAUCUUCAAUUACACCAAAAAAUUGAUCCAAAUUAUUGAAAGCUCAAACUCAACUCGUGAGGUUGAGUCUUGUUCUACUACAAGUACAGCCACGGAAGCAAUCUUGGUUCCUUCAGACAUCUUAUGCAGUGUUACUCCACUCACAGAGCUCAGCAGAGAAGACACAAUCUUGUUACAUGAAAUCUGUUCUUCACUAAGUGUGUCCCCUCAGCUAUUAGACCGAAUUUUACAUGACAUAGUCGAAACUGCAAGAAGGUGUGACUCCAACACGCGGGAGAUUGUUGUGAACCUUAAUGUUACCUCGUACAAUGUUGUUCAAGAUUCUGAUGAGCAAGAUGAUGAUGCUGAAUGCGCCAUUUGCUUGGAGAAGUUUGACGAUGGUAAUGAAGAUUCAAGCGUACAAAUUGUUCGUACAAAUUGCUCGCAUGUUUUUCAUGAUCGCUGCUUGCUCCACUGGCUCCGACGCUGUGCCAACUGUCAGUCGCCACAUUCUUGCCCAUUGUGCCGCAGCAUCAUAUUUCCAACUUCAGAGAUAGAUAAUGAAUAGGUUCAUCUUCAACAUGCUAUAUUCCACUUAAUUACCAGGCUUACCACUACAACUUGAAGGAACUUUUUUU